Molecule: messenger RNA, 714 nt
Organism: Penicillium griseofulvum
Lineage: Eukaryota; Fungi; Ascomycota; Eurotiomycetes; Eurotiales; Aspergillaceae
Product: putative histone h1.3.
Exons: 2
Coding region: 1-714 (237 amino acids)
Source: RefSeq, a predicted model, not a curated record
AUGUCUUCCCCGUCGUCUUCUAAGGAAAAGCUGUUCCCCGGUAUCUCGGCGACGGAGACGAAGCUCUUAGUGCUCGCCAAUGUCUGCCUCAAGAACGACAAGAUUGACUAUGACAAGCUUGCUCAGAGCGCUGGUAUCAAGGCUUCCUCGGCUCAGACCCUGUUCCGAAAUGCCAAGCGAAAGAUAGACAAGAUGUACGGCGAUGGCAAAGCCGGUGCCGAUGAAACUGCUGUCCAGGAUGAUCUUUCUCCCGAGGAGACUCCUACUAAGCGUGGGAAGUCGAAUGCGAAGGCCAAGACUCGCACCCCAAAGACUCCUAAGUCUCCCAAGACACCUAAGACUCCCAAGGCGCCCAAGACUCCCAAGACUCCCAAGGGUGCCAAAGCAGCUAUCAAGUCGGAGUCCAGCCCAUCUGUCAAGUCCGAGGUCAAACAUGCUGAAGGUAUUAGCCGCGAGACUGCUGUGGCUGAUUCUUCUGCCGAACUUUCCACCGAUGUUGCCGUUGAGUCUACCGCCACCGCUGAAUCUGCAGAGAUCAAGACUAAGGAGCAGGCAGAUGAAGACGCCAGUGCUGUCAAAACCGAGAACGAUGAAGCUGCGCUUGAUUCUGCGGUGAACCAGAAACUUCCCGAGUCUCCCUUGUCUUCUGUGCCAGAUGAAGAGGAUGAUGCCUCCUACGAGGAGGAUUUGCAGGAAGAUGACGAGGAGGACUAA